Anguilla rostrata (American eel) is the source of this 2147-nucleotide messenger RNA. RefSeq names its product SEH1-like (S. cerevisiae) (gene seh1l). The record is from RefSeq and is a predicted model, not a curated record. Gene Ontology annotation, biological process: positive regulation of TORC1 signaling; cellular response to amino acid starvation. The transcript has 9 exons. Gene Ontology annotation, cellular component: Seh1-associated complex; nuclear pore outer ring. Bases 188 to 1282 code for a protein of 364 amino acids. Gene Ontology annotation, molecular function: structural molecule activity; protein binding. Lineage: Eukaryota; Metazoa; Chordata; Actinopteri; Anguilliformes; Anguillidae.
AAUCUACGAAAGAAGAAAUGGAAAAAAGAUUUGAAUAACGUGGUGUUGAAUUGUGGCGGUGACAUCAUGUACUGAUCUGCCACAGAUCAGUAAUCCAGGGUCAGAAGAACUUUGGUUAAUUAUAAAAAGAACCAGCGGACCUUCUCAAAUAAGUUGUAUACGUGCAGCGAAUGUGUAGCACGCGAAAAUGUUUGUUGCUCGGAGCAUUGCAGCGGACCACAAAGAUCUCAUCCAUGAUGUAUCCUACGAUUUUCACGGCCGGCGAAUGGCGACUUGUUCCAGUGACCAAAGUGUCAAGGUUUGGGACAAAAGUGAGACUGGGGAAUGGCACUGUACAGCCAGCUGGAAGACUCACAGCGGGUCGGUGUGGCGCGUGACCUGGGCCCACCCUGAGUUUGGGCAGGUGCUGGCCUCCUGCUCUUUCGACCGGACAGCGGCCGUGUGGGAGGAGAUUGUGGGCGAAUCCAACGACAAGCAGAGGGGACAGAGCCAUUGGAUCAAGAGGACCACGCUGGUGGACAGCCGGACUUCGGUGACGGACGUGAAGUUCGCCCCGAAGCACAUGGGCCUGAUGCUGACCACGUGCUCGGCGGACGGGGUGGUGCGGAUCUACGAGGCGCCGGACGUGAUGAACCUGAGCCAAUGGUCCCUGCAGCACGAGAUCUCCUGCAAGCUCAGCUGCAGCUGCAUCUCCUGGAACCCCUCCUGUUCCCGCGCCCACCCGCCGAUGAUCGCCGUGGGCAGUGACGACGGCAGCGUGACGUACGCCGGAAAGGUUCAGAUCUACGAGUACAACGAAAACACGAGGAAGUACGCCAAGGUGGAGACCCUUAUGACCGUGACGGACCCCGUGCACGACAUCGCCUUCGCUCCCAACCUGGGGCGGUCGUUCCACGUGCUGGCCAUAGCGACCAAGGACGUUCGCAUCUUCAAGCUGAUACCGCUUCGGGCGGAGACGGCAUCCUCGGCGAGCCCCACCAGGCUGGAGGUGCAGAUCGUGGCGCAGUUCGAUAACCACAGCUCCCAGGUGUGGCGCGUGAGCUGGAACAUCACCGGCACCCUCCUGGCCUCCUCUGGGGACGACGGCUGCGUGCGGCUCUGGAAAGCGAACUACAUGGGGACCUGGAAGUGCACGGGGAUCCUGAAGGGCGACGGCAGCCCCGUGAGCGGCUCGUCCGGGCAGCAGGGGGCGCCGAACGCCGCGGGGGGGCCCGGGGCCCCGCAGGGCUCCCUGAACGGGACGUUGGCCGGAAGAAAGACAGCUCAGCUGAUGCCUGCCUAAUUGGAGUAAUGUAAUGUUUUGCUGCUUGUUGCAUGCGCACACAGGGACGGACAGAGAGCUCACUUUGCCCCUCCCCUGCGUAGAGCCACUUCACCAAAGACACAGCAGCACCCUGCAUACUACUAAUCCCAGAAUCCUCUGCUCCUUCUCUGUGGCCCUGCAGUUUGUUUUUUCGGCCUCUUCGUUCGGUCGGAAAAACUGGAAUGCCGACGUUCUGUCACGUGAUUGAUGCCACUUGCAUCCGUGCAAAAACGAAAUCCUGAGCACUCGCUUAUCUAAUGCAGAAAUGUUGUUUUUUUAAAAAAAAGUUGUUUCUGUAAGGGAUGAUACAAUUGUUUCUCUGUCAAAAAAAAAGCAUUCCCAGAGUCUUUUUCCAUAUGUUGGUUGAGGGCCCUGUACAUCUUUUAUUUCGUUCAAUAGAAUAUUGAGAAUAUGUCAGUUUUUGUCUCUUGAAACUCAGUUGUGAGGAGCGGCAGUGCAGCCGAGAAUGGCCGUGGCUAAGCUGCUCAAAUGAUUUGAGGACUUUUCUGAGACAAAAAAAAAAGAAAAUGGAAAAGCCAGGGUCCCAGCCACGCCUUUGUGAAGCGGGGCUCGGCUGGGAAGAGAACGAACCUGGAAUCUGGCCGAAAGACCGCAUAGGCAAACGACGGCAGGGUGCUCGGCAACACUCUGGGAUGUGAAGGAAUAAUGGUUGAAAUCUCCUGGAAAAAAAACAACAACAAAAAAAGAAAACAUUCCGAGUCUGCAUUCCGGGUGUACAUAAUGGAAAAUUGAAUGCUUUUGUAGAUUUCUAAAUGAAUUUUGAAACACUUCAAGGUCACUUAUAUUUAUACGGUGAACAAUAAAGUUCGUUUUUUCCACGUGC